AUGUGCAGUUCUGAAGUGGAUUGUGCAAUUGAGGAGUUCUCUGGAAAGAGGGCGAAAGAUUUGGUGAGACUGGUUGAAAAAAGUUCAAGCAGCAAGUUCAAGGAUAUGGAAAAAGAGCGUAUGUGCAUGAAGACUUCCGGCCUGCAUCCCAGCAAUCCUGUCAAAGCCCAGCAGGAGAAACAAUCCUGCGAGGGACGAUUCCAGGGAAGGAAACUUUUGUGUGCUGUGCGAAAAGCGAGACCCUUACCUCCAUCUAGAGGCCUGGCGAAGAACUUCAAGGUCAACUUCAAUACGAGCGAUGAAGGAGCAUUUGGCAGACCCAGCCCAUUUCAUGUGUUGUCCACCUAUUCAAAUCUCAAGAUGACAGUCCUGCCAGCCCCAGAGAAAGGGCUCCAUUAUAUCUUCCGAUAUUAUGCGGUACCGGUGCUAAUGAUGGGUGGGAACAUCAUCAUAACUUUCUAUUGUCUCUGGUAUGGGAAGGGACCUGAUCGAGGACCGUUCGACCCAUGUGUCAUGAUGGGAAAUGCAUUUGCCUGGAAAUUUGUCGGUAUUCUAUUCAUCUGGUGCUUCUUGUGGAUGUACAUUGGUGGCAAAGUGUACGGCCCUGUCACGGAUUAUGGCCAAAUCCCUGAGUACACUGGCGGUGGGUUCCGGUUUUACUUCAUCACCACAGCUUCCUACAUUCUCCUUCACAUUCCGUAUCCAAAGCUUUCAUGGUGGUUCUACGAGAACUUUGCACAGAUUGUAGCGGCCUCCCAUUGGUGCGGGUUAACCAUUGCUGUACUACUUUUUAUCAAAGGAAAAGUGGCUCGUGACUAUGAUGAGAAAAUCGCUCCCUAUCCCUUGAUACACGAAUUCUAUCGAGGCAUAGAACUGCACCCUCACAUAUUUGGAUUCGACGCUAAGCAGUAUACCGUCGCUCGCGUUGGAAUGACCUAUUGGUCCAUCGUGCCUCUUUCGUGUUACUUUGUGAGCCUAGACAAAUGGGGAUAUAACGCGGGUUUCACGGUGAACUUCAUCCUGCAGACAAUCUACACAGUCAAAUUCUAUUUUUGGGAAUGGGAGUACAUGACUCAAACAUUGGAUAAUACUUUGGAUAGGGCUGGUUAUUAUUUAUGUGGAGCAAGCCCAAUUUCCAUCCCUGGACUGUGUUUGUUCUCAACUUUUUUCAUGGUAGCUCAUCCCCCACUCGUAUCCAAUUUCACAGCUUGGCUGCUUUUUGUCAUGGGGAUCGUGUUCAUCAUUCUGGAAUAUCAGGUAGAUCACCAAAAGACGGAAUUCCGACGUACCGAUGGCAAAUGCUUAGUUUGGGGAAAGCCCCCGAAAUACAUUGAGGCGGAGUACGAGACGUCGGAGGGGAAAAAGAAAAGCAAAUUACUCAUUUCCGGCUAUUGGGGCAAAGUCAGGCACAUAAACUACACCUUCGACAUCACGAUCGGCCUGUGCACCAAUAUGGUCGGUUAUCACUACGGGAUCUGGCCCUUUUUGUAUAACAUAAUAAUGGGCUCUCUCCACAUUCAUAGGCUGACGAGGGAUGAAUACAAGUGCAUGAUGAAAUACGGUCAUGCUUACGAAAAGUACUGCAGGAUUGUCCCCUACAGGCUCAUACCCGGAGUUGUCUGAUUCAUUCUUUUUCUCAUUGCCCUAUGUAUUUUUUGCUUAAGAGUCUUCUAGCGGCCUACGGCCGUUACGCUGGCCGUCUGGGUGGGAAUUUGAAAAAUGUUUACGUAAAGAUAUGAAGCAGAUCAGUUCAAACCAAACAAUAAAAUCUUAGCUUUUAUGGCCUAACCUAUGGACUAGAAUGGCAGAUCCUUGUAGGCCUGGCGUUUUGGACCCUGGAUGGCCUGGCUCACGGCCUAGAAUAUCAUAGCAUCAUAGGCCUCGCGCGUUAAGAAUCACCACAACUUUCGGCCUCUUUCAAUUGAAGUAUUGUUAUUUUUUGGUUGUGUUGUUUUGGUCUUUCAGUGAGCGAGAAUAUCAUCCCAGCUCGAUGAGUUCACUGGCAUAUAAUUCUGUUUCCCCAGUGUAUAUUUUUCGUGGUGAUAUGUUUUCACUUUCAUUCAUUUCCCG
Messenger RNA from Darwinula stevensoni, 2070 nucleotides. The record is from the annotation of a GenBank genome assembly. NCBI's taxonomy places the organism in Eukaryota, Metazoa, Arthropoda, Ostracoda, Podocopida, Darwinulidae.